AUGUGUCGUCGGUGUGGGAUGCAUGAGGAAACCAUCGAGCAUAUCCUCCUCCAUUGUACCUUUGCUCAUGCUGUUUGGUUCGAUUGCAACUUGAACUCUUUAACUGCGCCUAAUCCUAACUUUAAGCUAUUUCAAUUCUUGCUUAAUUGGAAAGGGCUCUCGUCUCAGAGCAAGAGGGUUUUCAAGGAAAUAACAACAAGGUGUUACUACGUUCUUUGGUACCUGUGGGCUUCUAGGAACGAUUUGCUCUUUAAUGGAAAAGUUUGGUCAAGGGAGGAGGUGAUCCAGGCUGUCCAUAAAGCUUGUUCGACGUUUUUGGAGGGCUGUAGCGCUUCUGAGUCUCAUAUUUCUUAUAGCGGGGUGGAUCCAGCUUUGGCGCAGGGUUCUUCAUUCCCUCCCCCUCCAAGCUCGUACAAACUUAAUUGCGAUGCUUCCUUUGAUCCAAGUUCAGAGCGAAGUGGAGUGGGGUUUCUUAUCCGUGAUCAUUUGGGCAGUUGUUGUAUUGCAGUCUCAAACCCGGUGACUUUUGGAGACAUCUUGGUGGGAGAGGCAACGGCAAUUAGGGAGGGGCUUCUAGAAGCCAUAUCUGAAGGAACACUCUCUGUUGUGGUUGAGGGCAACAACCUCUCUAUUAUCUCUUACCUCACUAAGCCUUUGAAAGCCCCUGACAUUAGGGUGCUACCAAUUCUGGAGGAUAUCAGGCAUAUUGCCUCUUAUUUGGAAAAUUGUAAUUUUUCUUAUAUUUCAAGGACUGUUAACUCCAUAGCAGAUUGCCUUGCCAAGAGGCAGUUCAAAAAUCCUAAUAAGAACCAACUGCAGGUGUAA
This is a messenger RNA of Telopea speciosissima, 825 nucleotides long. RefSeq lists its product as uncharacterized. Bases 1 to 825 code for a protein of 274 amino acids. The transcript has 2 exons. The record is from RefSeq and is a predicted model, not a curated record. Lineage: Eukaryota; Viridiplantae; Streptophyta; Magnoliopsida; Proteales; Proteaceae. Gene Ontology annotation, molecular function: nucleic acid binding; RNA-DNA hybrid ribonuclease activity.